GAAGCGGAGGCAGCGGCGUUGCUGCUGCUGCUGCUGCUGAGAAGAAGUCGUAUGCUUUCUGGGCUUCCAUUGCGCAGGGCUUCCCUUCUCUUCCCUUGAGCCCAGAGAAGCAGCAGCCAAGGGACCCAGAAAGUCCGGAGGGGAGAGCUCCCUCCUGCAGAGCCCCCCCAGCCCCAGCCCCAUCGCCAGCAUGGCAGGACUUUUGGCCAGAAUGCACACCCCUCUCUUUUGGGCGAUCCUGGCCGGGAUGGCCUCCCUCUUCCUCUUCCAAGGAGUGCCAGCCCGCGGCGGAGAUGCCACCUUCCCCAAGGCCAUGGACAACGUCACCGUCCGGCAAGGGGAGAGCGCCACCCUCAGGUGCAUAGUGGAUAACCGAGUGACCAGGGUAGCCUGGCUCAACCGCAGCAGCAUCCUUUAUGCUGGCAAUGACAAGUGGUGUUUGGAUCCCCGAGUGGAGCUUAUCGCCAACACCAAAACUCACUAUGCCAUCCGGAUAAAUGAUGUGGAUGUGUACGACGAAGGGCCCUAUACCUGUUCUGUGCAGACAGACAAUCAUCCAAAGACAUCACGGGUCCAUCUCAUUGUACAAGUACCUCCCAAGAUUGUUGAGAUCUCAUCAGACAUUUCCAUAAAUGAAGGUGGUAAUGUCAGUCUCACCUGCAUUGCUACAGGUAGACCAGACCCGACAAUCACUUGGAGACACAUCUCACCCAAAGCUGUGGGAUUCUUGAGUGAAGAUGAGUACCUGGAGAUCACCGGCAUCACGCGGGAACAGUCAGGGGAAUAUGAGUGUAGUGCAUCCAAUGAUGUCUCAACUCCUGUAGUGCGGAGGGUAAAAGUCACUGUGAACUAUCCACCAUACAUCUCAGAUACUAAGAACACUGGUGUGCCAGUAGGACAGAAGGGCAUCCUCCAAUGCGAAGCAUCUGCAGUUCCAUCAGCAGAGUUCCAGUGGUACAAAGAUGACAAAAGGCUCAUUGAAGGACAGAAAGGGUUGAAAGUUGAAAACAAGGCCUUCUUCUCCCGCUUGACUUUCUUCAACGUCUCUGAACAGGACUAUGGAAAUUAUACUUGUGUGGCCUACAACCAACUAGGAAACACUAAUGCCAGCAUUAUUCUGUACGCAGAGACAACUGCUGUCCAGACACCCUGGAAAGGGCCCGGAGCAGUGCAUGAUGGGAACAGUGGUGGGUCAAGAAGAGCUGUCUGUGUCUGGCUGCUUCCCUUCCUUCUCUUGCACCUGCUGCUCCAGUUUUGACCCUGUCAACUGUGGUAAUGAAAAGAAGAAGGAAAAAGUAAAGAAGACAAAGUAAAGAAGAAUAUUAAAAAAAAUAAUUAAAAAUAAUCAGAACAGUAAAGAGAGUAUAUUAUGAGGAAAUAUUGGGGAGAAAGAAAGGGAGUUUGAAAAAAACACACACACAAGAAGAGUCCAUAUUGUUCUGCUGAUGUAUCAACACAACUGAGUGCUGUUUUAUUUCUAUUUUCCCCGUUUUCCUCACAUGGACAAGUAUACAGCUGUUGGGGACCUACCAGUUCAUUUGGCUGAGUGUCCAUUGUUCCCCAUUUUUUCCCAUUAAACCUUGGCAAAAUAGCUGAGCCCUUCCUUCCUUCCUUCCUUCCUUCCUUCCUUCCUUCCCAUUUCCCUUCCUUUCCUCCCUCUGUCUUUCCUGACUUUCUUUCUCUGUGAAUCUGUCCAGAUCUCCUACAAGGAGGAUUACAAUAUUGUCCGCGUUGCACACAACACGUCAUGGCUUUCCUCCUCCAGUUCCCCUCCUCUUCACAGACUGCACAGUUAUCUCUUUAAUCACAAAAUACAACACAUCAACUACAGACAACAACCAUGCUGGCAAAAUCCAACCACAAGCUACAGCAAAGGGGAAGGAAAAACAACAACAACAACGCCUGAUUGUUCAGACAUGAAUUCAUUGUACUACAUGGAUAUCGUGGAUAAUAAGGGAUUCUGAUUCAUUAUUAAUUUUAUUAAUUAUAUUUUCUGAUAUGAGCCUAGAACUGUUAGUUCAUAAAAAAAAUACAAAAACGACAAAAAAACAAAAAAUGGGGAGGGGGGAGAGAAAGAAGUUUAUUAAGUAUUAAAAAAAACAAAUUGAAUAGCGGGAUUCUUAACUUGGAGGUGAACAGUCAAUAUCUCCAGUUGUUUGUGUGAUCUGUUUUAGAUGAGAGUUGAAAAAUGUCCAGACAAAGAAAGAGAAUGUGAAGAUGAACAAGCAACGAUUCCACCAGCACUAUCAAGUUUCCAUUUGUUGUUCUGGUGUUAAACGCAAGAAAGGAUUCCGCUGUUUUCAUACUGUUUGGAAGUACAAAGGUUGAUGCUCACCGUUGAGUUAGAUGGAUAUGCUUAUUCUUUUUUAUGAUAUAUAUAUAUAUAUAUACAUAUAUAUACACAGUAUAUAUACACACACACAAAUAUACAUACAUAUAUAUGUAUAUGUAUAUAAUAUUAUUAUUUGUUAGCAUUCUAGCAUAUUAUUUCUCAGCCGGGUCCUUCUUCUGACAUUAAUGCAUGCUGUAUAUGGAGUUAGCUGUGUAUUGGUCUUUUCAGACAAAAAGGGUAGAGUUUUAUUGGUAAUUGUGUAAUUAAUUCCUGACUCUUUUUUUCUUUUGCCCUUGGCCUUCCCGUGGGUUAUUUACAUGUUGAAGAUGUUUAUAAAAAAGAAGAGAAAAAGAAAAGAAAAAUAAUAAUACUUCUGUAGUGUCUCUUUACAGAUUUGGAUUUAUACAAGGGGGAAAAAUACUGGUGUUUGAAAUCAAUACACAUCCUUCAUUUUCCUUACUCUACACGGCUUCCGGUAGGAACACGACAAGGACACAAACAUGAAAUAAAAGAAGUUUUAAGUAAUAAUAAUGGCCAGAAUCCUUUAUCACAAUGUAUAUUAUACAAUUUUAUGUAAACUUAGCUAUGUUGCAGAGGGGAUAAGGAAAUCUGUUAGUGAGUUGCAAAGAUGAAUAAGGGACACCAGCAAGUGUGUCCCAAUGCAGAUCAGCACUCUCUAUUUAGGAUCCCAGUGCAGAAUGAGGCCGAUGUGCACAUGACUGUCGAUGUACAUUGAUCCCAAUGCACAUUGGUCCCCAUCAUCCACUUUGCUGGCUUCCCUAUGUAAUAUUGCAACAACAGCCCUUUACAGGAGAUGUAUGUUAUGGAACUGUCCAGUUCUUAUUCCCAAAGAUGCAAUUCUGCUGACAUAAAUGCAUAUUUCCAAAAUAAUUCCUGCUCCUAUACUUUUUUCUGUAAGAAGAAAAAAGAGAGGAAGAAAACCUUUUUCCACCCUCUAGCUAUGCGGGAAACCAACUUACAUCAGUUUUGUUCUCUUGUUUACAUAUGUGUCAUUGGACCAAGAGAAAUGCAUCUUGUUAAUGGAGCUUUGGAAUAGCCCAGCAAUUGGAUCCCUCCUUUGCUCUUGGUUUUUCUGCAGAUAAAUACUGGAGGUUGUCUCUAACUUGAAAUUUAAUAAUAAUAAUAAUAAUAAUAAUAAUAAUAAUAAUCUGCAUUGCUCUUCAGCCUGAUUGAAAUAUCUGAUUAUUAAGGUGGUUGGGGAGAGGGAUUUGUAUCUAUAGCUAAUUUACCAACAUCAGCCUUCCAUAAAAUGUCAAAUUUUGAUACAGGAGAGCUCCGGUUUGAGAAACCAGUGGAAGACCAUCACUUCUUCUGCUUCAACACCAUUAACUUCUUCAUACUGUACACAGAUUUGGGCAGUGAGUCCUAGUCCUUUCACAAAAUAUCAUUUAAUUUAAUUGUCGGUGAGAAUUGAAUUAAUAUUGUUGUUUUAAUGCAACAUGACAAGGGGAAAAACUGAAAUCCUCAAAUCUUAUGGCGCUUAUUAUAAAUAAGUAUGAUGGUGAGUUAAGAUGGGCUUCAAUAUUCAGCAAAUCAAAGUCUGUCUGUAUUUUAUUGGUGUGUAAUUUUUGGUCGCCACCAAACUUCAAAGUUUACUAUAAGUGAAAAAAAAUACAUUUUAUUGAACUUAGAAACUGUGAAUCUGUAAUGCAGCCAUUUUUUCCUCUAACUCUGUCCCUGUUUUACCUAUUUGUUCUUGAUAGAUUCUGGACAUCUUGUCCCUCCUGCAUCAUUUUCUUGAAUCCUUUCCCUUUGCUGUGCCUGAUUUCUUUCUAAUUCUGCUCUCUUUGGACUGACCUUCUAGCUUCAUGAGCUAUUAUCUCAGCCCUGAGUUUGAUAUUUAAUUUCCCAUCACCAUGGGUUUCAAUAUCAUGGUCACAUUGAGUUUUCUAACCCUGAACAGACAAUGUCUACUCAUAUCCCAGCUUGCUGUCUAGGAAACACUUCUUUAGAGAUGGAGAAGCCACACCUCCAGGUUUCAGAUAAAUAAAUACUUUCUAAAGGAUUUCACAGUUUUCCUUCAUAUAAGGAACCAGCAGAUUUAAACAGUUCUGCUAUUUUUACCAGUAGACCAUAGUCCAAUGAGAGGUAUAAUUACAGCCAGCAUUCUAUUAGUGGUGUACCUAAGUGCAAGGUAUAACUACAUUCUACCUGCUUGUGUCUUUUUGUGUUUUUGUCAUUACAGAGCUACCCCAGAAGCUAGGGGUUUUGAUGUGAUAGGCCUCAUGAAGGACUAGUCUAUGACUGAUAGAGAAUAUGUGAGAUCAGGGAAGCGUUUGGCUGUGUCUCUGUAGCCAAAGACAGAAUGGUCCCAUCAUCCACAUCCACUACUCAUGGGGCAUGACCAGAUGUAUGACUGAUUCUCUUUCCCCUACUCUCCACCAGUCACAUAAUGUCUGUAUGGCAUAACACAGUAAAAUCAUAA
Sceloporus undulatus (fence lizard) is the source of this 4778-nucleotide messenger RNA. It is a transcript of the gene NTM, whose product is annotated as neurotrimin. The transcript is spliced from 9 exons. Lineage: Eukaryota; Metazoa; Chordata; Lepidosauria; Squamata; Phrynosomatidae. The record is from RefSeq and is a predicted model, not a curated record. The coding region runs from base 191 to 1258 and encodes 355 amino acids. Gene Ontology annotation, cellular component: neuron projection.